AUGAGAUUUCUCUCCUUCUUUGUACACAAUGUGUCUGUUGUUUCUGUGGCUACAGGGAAUUUGGCCACUAACCAGGAGGAAAGGGUAGUGGGCUAUGGCAUCAGGUGGUACCCAUCCAGUGAAAUUGCCAAACAUUCCUUGGAAAAUAUCUUACCACAACUGAAAUGUCACUUUACCUGGAAUUUAUAUGAUGAAGAAAGUUCCUUACAGGAUUUAGAAGACAGAGUUCGUGAUCAGGUAGAAUUUCUAAACACAGAAUUCAAAACGAUCAUGUACAAUCUGUUUGCCUAUGUUAAACACCUCAGAGGCCAGCAUGAGGUGGCCCUGGUAUACCUUCGCAGAGCAGAGGAGUUUAAUCUGCAGCAGCAAGACCACCAAGGCAAAAUCAGAAGCAUGGUCACCUGGGGGAACUAUGCAUGGAUCUACUAUCACAUGGGCAGAUUCUCAGAAGCUCAGGUUUACAUCAACAAGGUGGAAAAACUCUGUAAGACAUUUGCAAGCUCCUAUAGAAUCGAAUGCCCUGAGAUUGAUUGUGAAGAAGGAUGGGCACUUUUAAAAUGGGGAGAAAAAUACUAUGAACGGGCUAAGGAGUGUUUUGAGAAGGCUCUGGUAGGGAAACCCACCAAUCCUGAGUUCUCCCUAGGACUGGCAAUCACACUGUACCGUCUGGGUGACGAAGCACCAACCGAAAACACCAUUCGCCUCCUGAGGCAGGCCAUCCAGCUGAAUCCUAACAACCAGUAUGUUAAUGUUCUCCUGGCUCUGACUCUUCAAAAGGUCAAGAACAAAGCCGAAGUUGAAGGAGACCAGUUGGUUGAAGAGGCCUUGAAGAAAACACCUUGUCCAACAGAUGUACUCUGUAGUGCUGCUAAAUAUUACCGGAAUAAAGGCUCCCUGGACACAGCUAUAGAAUUGCUCAAAAAGGCAUUAGAAUCAGUACCCAACAAUGUCUACCAACAUCUCCAGAUUGGAUGCUGCUACAGAGCAAAAAUUAGACAAAUACAGAGGUCAAGAAAGUGCACCACUAAUGAGGAUGAAGAAAAACUACGGGAAAUAAUGAAAAAUGCUGUGGAUCAUUUUAAGAAAGUUGUUGAGUUGAACAUCAACCUCCCCCGGGCCUGCUCGGACCUUGCCUGCCUGUAUGCUAUCACAGGCCAGUACGAUGAAGCCGAGUAUUACUUCCAGAAAGAAUUCAGUAAGGAUCUCCCUCCUUCCGAGAAACAAGUGCUCCACCUUCGGUAUGGCAACUUCCAGCAGUACCAGAGGUUGAGCGACGACGCGGCCAUCCACCAUUACCUGGCAGGCUUGAACAUACACGGGUCAUUGACUGAGAAGGGAAAACUGAUCAUAAACCUAAGGAGAAUCGCCAAUAAAAGACUCUCUGAAAAUGCCUCAGAUGCUGUGGGGUGGCAACUGUCCAGAUUCAUCCAGGAACUGAAUAGAAAGGGACAAUCAACAGCUGGAGGCCCUGGGAGAGGACUGGGAUGCCCGUUGGGCAAUCCGGCCUCAGAUGCUGGCAGAUUUGACCCUUCUGUGUCCCUGGAUGGGAUGGGUAGGAAUGAAACCUCAGAGGGUACAGGUGGGGCCCACCACCCAGCAGAGCAGAAGGCCCUCGAGAGACCUUCCUACCAGGUCUCUGCACUUCAGAGGGAGGUAAAGGAGAAGAAGAAAGAGGAGUAG
This is a messenger RNA of Marmota flaviventris (yellow-bellied marmot), 1680 nucleotides long. Lineage: Eukaryota; Metazoa; Chordata; Mammalia; Rodentia; Sciuridae. The record is from RefSeq and is a predicted model, not a curated record.